AUGGCACGAGCCGUGUGCACCGUUUGGACCUUUUGUGCAAUAUUGGUCUCAGCCACAGGACUUGCACCAGAAGAUAUAGGUGUUAACUGGGGUUCCCAGACAUCGCACCCUUUGCUUCCUAGCAUUGUGGCCGGUAUGCUAAAGGACAAUGGCAUCAAAAAAUUGAAACUUUUCGACGCCGAUCCUUGGAUAGUCAGUGCCUUUGCCGGGACGGGCAUUGAGCUCAUGGUCGGUAUCGCCAAUAAUCAGCUCAAGGACCUAUCCGACAGCUACGGUAAUGCCAAAGAUUGGGUCAAACAUAACGUCUCCAAACAUAUUCGCGAUGGGGGCGUUGAUAUAAGGUAUGUUGGUGUUGGAAAUGAGCCAUUCUUGACGAGUUACAACGGUACUUAUAUGAAGACAACUUUUCCGGCAUUAAAAAACAUUCAAAAGGCUCUCGAUGAGGCUGGCCAUGGAGACAAGAUCAAAGCCACAAUCCCCCUUAAUGCUGAUGUAUAUGAAUCACAUUCAGACAGCCCAUCAGACGGUAAUUUUCGCAAGAAUAUUAAAGAUCUUAUGCUCCAAAUAGUACGUUUCCUCCAUGACAAUAAGUCCCCCUUUUUGGUUAACAUAUACCCCUUCCUUAGUCUCUAUCAAAACUCGAAGUUUCCUGUGGAUUUUGCUUUCUUUGAUGGCGCCAAGCCAAUUCAAGACAAGAAUAUUCAAUAUACCAAUGUGUUUGAUGCAAACUUUGAUACACUUGUUUGGACCUUAAAAAAGAACAACUUUGAAGACAUGAAAAUCAUUGUCGGGGAAGUCGGAUGGCCGACGGACGGCAACAUAAAUGCCAACACAAAGCUGGCUAAAAGGUUCUACGAUGGUUUCCUUAAGAAAAUGGCAAGCAAAAAGGGAACCCCGCUCCGGCCGGGACCGAUGGAAGUGUAUCUCUUCGGCCUUCUCGACGAGGACACGAAGAACGUUGCGCCGGGGGCCUUUGAGCGCCACUGGGGGAUUUUCCGUUAUGAUGGGCAGCCCAAGUUUCCAAUUGACUUCUCCGGCAAAGGGCACGAAAAGAUGCCGGUCGCCGCCAAGGGAGUCAUAUACAUGGAUCACCAAUGGUGUGUGCUGAAGAACGAUGUUAAGAACAUGACGGCGGCGGGACCGGAAGUUGACUAUGCAUGCUCCAACUCCGAUUGCACGAGCUUGGGUUACGGGGCGUCGUGCAACGAUUUGGACAUGCGCGGGAACGUGUCGUACGCUUUUAAUAUGUACUUUCAAAUGCAAGACCAAAGCGUUGAGGCAUGCGACUUCAAUGGGAUGGCCGAGAUCGUAAAGCAAAAUGCGUCGAGAAAAAGUUGCUUUUUCCAGAUACAGAUUAUGAGUGCCGGAGAUAGGAUCAGGUUGACAUAUGGAGUAAGUAUUUUUGUUGGAUUGUUGUUGAGCUUGUUUGCAGCGGCGUGA
Molecule: messenger RNA, 1440 nt
Organism: Alnus glutinosa
Lineage: Eukaryota; Viridiplantae; Streptophyta; Magnoliopsida; Fagales; Betulaceae
Product: glucan endo-1,3-beta-glucosidase 8
Exons: 2
Coding region: 1-1440 (479 amino acids)
Biological process (GO): carbohydrate metabolic process
Cellular component (GO): plasma membrane
Molecular function (GO): hydrolase activity, hydrolyzing O-glycosyl compounds
Source: RefSeq, a predicted model, not a curated record